Messenger RNA from Pomacea canaliculata, 4452 nucleotides. Its product is annotated as glutamate receptor ionotropic, kainate 3-like. The coding region runs from base 1169 to 3670 and encodes 833 amino acids. The record is from RefSeq and is a predicted model, not a curated record. Gene Ontology annotation, cellular component: membrane. Gene Ontology annotation, molecular function: glutamate-gated receptor activity. The transcript is spliced from 12 exons. NCBI's taxonomy places the organism in Eukaryota, Metazoa, Mollusca, Gastropoda, Architaenioglossa, Ampullariidae.
UGUGAAACUGCUGUACAGGAAAUUUGUGUAGAUAAUUGUACGCUAUCUAGACUUAGUAGGGUUAGCUUAGGAAUUAAAAAAUGAAAUAUUAUCAAAAUUAUAAAAUUACAAUCCAGAAGAAUAUUAUGAAACAAAUUGGUGUUCUUGUUAUUGAUUCUCGAUGUGCAGUUAUUUACUUGUCGCAAAUUGGGAAGCUUCAGAACUACUAGUACAAUAUUCCCAGGUAGCAGACGACGAAUGAUCGACUUCACACUACCACAUGGUAUGGAUCGUUGAUAUGAGAGGAGUCGUUUGUGAUAAAUGUCACCAACUGCGUAAGUCUUUAAGCUUCCCAAUUUACUGGAAGAUGUAGGCAACUAAGCAGAGGUCACAAGAGUGGAAGCAGUCACGAGCCAUACCACUGCCUAAAAAAAGUAACAUGAUGCAGUGUCAGAACUAUGCAUGAUCACCUCAUCAUUCACCCAAGUAAAGUUUCUCAAAAGGAUUUAAAAGCGCCUCACUCCGAUGGCAGAGGGAUUACUAAGUGAUUACUAGGCUUUAUUCCAGACUGGCAGGUCACUGUUGAGCAGAUCGUCAACAGUCAAAUCGAAAACAUCUACAGCAACGUUAUGAUCUGUUAACACAACUUUAUAGAUAUUAAGAAGGCAUUUGAUAUAUAGUACUAGGGGCUAUGGAACUUACUGCUCGUUCAAUGUAGAGGAAGAUCUGGCACGCGCCUUCAAGGCACUGGACUACAGCUCUACGAGUUCGGUACCCAUCAAUUACCAAGUGGGUAAGCUUUUUUCCACGUGGUGUAUGCCAAGGAUGUAGGUUUUCCCAGAUCUAUUCACCAUUAAUUUGGGGAAAAUCAUUUUUGACACACUCCAGGACCAUCACAAAUCAGUGUCUAUGCAGGGGAGGCUACUCAGCAACCUUCGCUUUGCUGACGAAUUUAAAAUCAUGGUGGGAGGCAACAGCGUCUCAACUUAUCCUUCAAUCUGUCAUUACACUACAAAAGACAAUACAGUGUAAGGGGAUAUAUAUAUGUAUGCGUACAUACACGUGUGCAUUUGUCUGUUGGUAGCCCUGCACUACAAGAGUUUGCCAUUUACAGAAUACAAACUUUCUGUCUGUCAUUGCCUGAGGUGUCUUGGAGGACUCCAUCCACAACUCUGAGCAGUCCACAUCAAUGCACAUCCUUCGUCAGGCUUUGGCGGAACUGAACCUGACGUCCGCGGAUCUGACGCUGUCAGCCGGCACUGCGCAUGGCAUAACGUGGAGCUUUGCUGACGGUCGGACCGACAAUUGCAGCGUUGUCGUAGUGGCCGCCACGUGUCAAAGGGCUGAGAUGCUGAAAACGGCCUUCAGCAACAGUAGUCUGCCGCUGCUCGUCUACAGCGACGACAUCUGCGACCAAGCUUUCACUUUAUCUCCAUGGUCACCGACCAUGUGGACAAGGGCAGCCGUUGACGUCAUUGUAGCGCUAGGGUGGACUGACGUCAUUUUGGUGUACGACGAAACGUCACUGGAGUCACAGAGGCGGGCAUUGGUAAGAGAACUGUCUCGUCAUCAUAUUGGAGUGGUUCCUAUAGCAACCACAGGUGACAAGCUCACUACAUCCGUGGCAUCCUCAGUAACGGCGUUACGCAUCCACUUGAUUCUUGUGUGCGUUGGAUCCUCCAGUGCCGCGCUUGAUGCGGAGCAUGUAGGACACCUUGUAUACACUUUCUAUCUAUCAGAACGCAUGUCGUUCCAAAUAGUUUUGAUUCAAAAGCUCCUUCACAUUUUGACUGAAUUAUUUUAUUCCUUAUUUUUUAAAAUAUCUUUCAUCUUCGCAACAUUUAUAUUGCUGAAAAACUGUUUUUCUAUGCUUUACUCUUUUGCCUGCAUGAACUGUACAACGAGAAUUAUUCCUGGAUCGUCGUAUGUCCAGCCCUGGCAUCCUGAUCUGCAGUUUGUCUUUCAGAAUGCCAGCAACAUGGCGGUCCUCUUCAUGGCACCACAUGACUCCUCCAGACUGCAGAAGACUUGUAGUCACGUGAAUUUUACAGCAAUGGCGCUCUCCCGUGUGAAGUCUGCUUUAUCAGAGACGUUUCCAGAACUGUUUGUGUCGUCUGAUUGCAGCAGUCGGCUCGUGGAGUGCGCUGAGAACAAAAGAAACUACAGUGAAAGGCUUGAGAGGUUUAACGAGAGGCCUGAAGAGUACGUCCUGUGCGCUCAUCAACAAAGCGGUCCGCUCAGCUUCCAGCCUGUGGGCGUGUGGUCCUCUACUUCCGGUCUGACCAUAUCCAGUGAUUUCACCUUCCCCAUGCGCUUCAAAGGUUUCUAUAACAAAACUUUGCGCGUGGGAGUGUGGGAGGCCAUUCCCUUUCUGAAGCGCCUGUCCAACCAGUCCGACAACAUCGUGUACGAGGGCCUGUGUAUUGACAUUCUCCAGGAACUGUCACAGCGCCUCAACUUCUCAUAUCAGCUUAUUGAGUCCAUUGACGGCCACUUUGGGGCUCCCACUAGCAACGGAUCGUGGAAUGGAAUGAUUGCCAUGUUGAUGCGUGAUGAGCUUGAUCUGGCCAUCGGCCCGCUGACAAUCACAUCAGUUCGCGAGGCUGUCAUCGAUUUCACGGUUCCUUACAUGGAAGAUGGCGGUGGCAUCCUAACCAAGGGAGGCGAGCCCGCUCCUGACUUCCUCAACAUAUUCCGUCCCUUUCCCCUCGGCGUGUGGCUCAUCCUCUGCGCGUGCAUCAUGACGACAGGGGCAGUGUUGUUCGCCAUCUCCAAGACCGACACCGCGCGUGGGGUCAGUGGUGGACAGCACACGACCUGGAGUUUAGACGACUGCCUCUUGUUAACCUUUAGUUCUCUCGUGUCUCAAGGGUUCGAGCGACACCCCACCUGUACGCCCGCCCGACUGGUGUUGGGCUGUUGGUGGGUCUUCUCUAUCCUCAUCGUCUCCAUGUACACAGCCACAUUAGCGGCCAUGCUGACCGUUACUGUUGGUGUGGACACCAUCGACUCCAUCGACGAGCUUGCAGAGUCGUCGCUCACCCCAAUCACCUUGACGGGUAGCAACUGGGAGACAUUGUUUCUCACAGCAGAGAGCGACGUCUUUGAGAAAGUCGGGAGGAGAAUGGCCCACACCCCGGUUAUCAGAGCCGAUGCCGACGCUCUGAAGUAUGUAAUGGAAGGCUCGGCUGCUUACAUCUUGGACCUCAACAUCAUCAGAUACCUGUACAACCAGGACUGCAAACACCUGCACAUGGCCAAGAACACAUUCGUCAGUAACGGACUGGGGUUCGCCGUGCCCGAGAACGCCAACUACCGAGAACAAAUAAACGCUGUGCUUCUGAAGCUGCAGGAGAGUGGUCUGAUGGACCUGUGGCGCAACAGAUGGUGGAGAACAUUCUUGGACUGUGGUGCACAGGGUGCUUCCGUCAGAUCCAGCCAGCAACUAGACUUCAUCAGCAUAGGGGGCGUUCUCAUCUUGUACCUUGCAGUCAUCACACUUGCCAUCGUCUGCCUCCUCUCCCAGUUGUUCUACAAGCAGCGAAAAAGUUGCAGAAGUCGAAAGCUGCAAGGGUCAUCGACGAAUGUGUCGGAUGCUGUCCAUCAGUCUCAGACAAGCCAUGAAAGCAAAACAUCGGAGCACUCAAGCGAAAACACUACUCGUAAAAGUUCGCUUUCUUCUGAUGCUUGAAGAGCAUGAAAGACAAUGAAGAGAGGUUUGGUAGGUUCAAACCGUCUUUCGAGACACAGGUACAUGCUGUGGAUGAGACACUAUCAGAUGCCAUCUUCACAAUUGAAGCCAAACUGAUCAGCUAUUUGAUAAUAAAUAUCUACUGUCCUGACAUUUCACCAUCACUUAGAGACGAAGCAGAGAUUUGAAGAAUCCAUAAAACAACCUAAAGAUAUUAGAAUUUACUUGUAAUUAUAAACGAUGUAAUUAUAGACAAUUUAAAGAUCAUUAUUUAAUCAAGGUGCUAAAGAUGUGAGAGAUAUUAUUGCUGGUUCUGUAAAGUAGGAAGCAGUGAUGAUUGUGAGAAUAGACUGAUUUUUCCAUGUGAUAGGAAGUCAAGAGUUGUCUGUAACAAAAUUUUCAAGUCAGCUUCCCACAGAACCAUGUUAUGCUUUACAUAAUCAUAAGCUGGAGGAGUUUGAAAUAAAUAAGAAACACGUACUUGCUGACAGUUGUUGUAAUGAAUACAGGAACCUUUAAAAAAGCUCUUGUUGAUGAAAGGAGGGUCUACCAGGAAUCUCUUUUGUUCACCUGUCAGAUUGACAAAGACAUGUCUGUGUGACAGCAUGAAGGUGAUCCUUUGCCUUAACCUCACCUGGAAAGUUGGUUUGAAGUAAUGUGAUAAAAAAAAAAUGGUGUACCGUGCUCAAAUGAACUCUUUGCUUUUGUGAGUUGUGAGGUUUCUUCUUGUACAUGGCAUAUAUAAAUAAUAAUAAUUAUUAUUAUUAUUUUUGGCAAGUAAA